GUAACAUAGCGGGCAUUUUGGAUGUGGUGAGUGUUCCGUGUAUCUAUGUCUCCGAGUGUCAUUCGUUGCUCGUUUAAGGAUAUGGAAUCAGGUGAUUUGGAAGGAACAGCGAGUAACUGGCUACGGUAAGUAUUCUAUCUUGGAUAUGGCUCUCCAGUGGUUAUAUACUUCUCGUGUAAUAGUGCUUCGUAACGCCCGUCUUUCCUGAAAGGAUAUGACGUAACAGCAACGCCCACGUAACUCCUUCUAGGAACUUGACAGAGUCCCAGAGACGUAUGGAGUCUCUCCCGCGCAGUAGACCUAACCUCGAAAAAGGUCCGUGCUGAAAGCUGAAAGAAUUGAAAUAUAUACAAAGGAUCGAUAUAGUCAAGUGAAGUUGGCGAGCAUCGUCCAAACUGAAUGUAGAUAGUUCGAGCAUGUUAAUGACGGAUAACGAUUCUCUAAGUUCUUGCAGUAAAACAUUCUGGGCCUCUUUUCCUCAUUCCUACCGUGUGUCACGAAAGGAGCAGAACAGUGUAUAAAAUGUGCUCGCAGCAGGCAGCUGCGGGAAGCAGCCGGCCUGACAAACCGGGCAAGUCUGUGCUACUCACCCUAGCGUGGAUCAGCUAGAGUCCAACGGAAAUAUACAGUACAGUAUAUUUCGGUACUAUAAUCUGAGUGCGGUUGGGAUACUAUAGUAAGUGUUGUACGGGUCUGAGUGGGGCCUGGUGUUCGGGGGCCACAUGUGUGCGUCACAGCUGUCCCUCGGACAAAACAGCCGAGCGAACAAGCGGCUUGAGAAGGAAGAGGAUCUUGGACUCGUCAGCCACGAACCACUGGAGAGAAUGGACAGCGAAAGGGGGGAGAGGGAGAGAGAGAGAGAAAUGUCUCUUCUAAUCAACCUGGGAAAUGUCCAAUGUCACGAGUUCGAUCGCGACCCACAUUCGGCCAAGGGUGCAAACGUCUUUGAAUCGCGUGUCUACCGACCGAGCGCUGCGAUCGCGUGACGUUUCUUUGUCACGAUCGACCUACGUUCUAUCGUACCUCUUAAUAGAGUUAUAAAGAGGUUGCCGUUCCUUGGAUGUGCCAUAUCCAUAUACGGGAGGCUAUGGAGAUUCUACCUAGAGAUCUACCAAGGAGACUGAGGAAAUGAUGGAGAAUCAGCUAACAUCAUAUGUACGAGCAGAACGUGUUAUCUCUCUACGUUGCCGCAUCUUGAAAGAUCUUGAAAAGGAACCUUUUUCCCUGGGGCAGAAUUUUCAGGUUCUAUUCUUUCGGUCGAUUUCGUGCAAAUGCGAGUCCAAGGUGGAUGAGACCCAUGAGCAGGUAGGAGAGAGGUAGAUAUCUUUUUGAAAGAGGCUUAAGCACUGUCUAACCACUGUUGACCAGGUCGACACAGAGCCGGCUACGUCCGAUCCCUCCUGCCUGAGGAAUUUCCAGGGCCCCUUUUGGGAUAAUGGGUCCGUGGUGAAGGUUUCAGACCUGUUUGAACUCCGGCUUGGCUCUAGGAGAUGGGUCUGACGUUGCGACUGAGGUACCACUGGUGGACGCUUAAUUUUAGCGUCCAACCAUCGAUUUCUGGUAGGUAGAGACUCACACGGUGAUUCUCCUACCUAUCUGCCAACUUAGAAAACUGAACUCUUCGCCGAGAGGAAACGCCAUAUUUAUCAGAGGUACGGAAGGCUCAGAAAAUUCAAAUAGAAAACUAUAACGAGUCUCACCUCGUUCCUGCGACCUUAACUUCAUAAAAUGAACUUCCCAUUUUCCUCCUGCGACCUAACCAAUUGCUGGGAUCAAAGCACAACAGUUGAAAAUUCUAGUUUAUCUACGCGAAAUGACUAUUAGAAAAGGGAUUCUGGUAUACGUUUGGCCAAUCCCGAAGGAGGCGUUCGCCAAAGAACUAGGAUUUUCGAGGACGCGUGGUGAAGUAGUGCGGAAAACGAAGUCCUGAGAGACGAGAUACGAUUUCUUCCUUCUCCCGAACCAGGUUAGCGACCACCUACGAGCGAGUAACGGAGCUUUCAGCUGCAACCUAUGUACGUUCUUAGGAAAACUCCGACAUUCGGUGCGUGCUGCCGGGUGGGGGAGUCACUUUAGGAGUUUAAUGACCAAACUGCGUCACUGUUGCGUGCACCACGAACACGACUUACUCCAAAGAACCAGAAACCUCCGUUGGUUUAACAAAGACAGAUGGAAUUUCGACAUAAACCAACGUCAAGACAACCGUUCUUAUCCAAAGAACAUUUUAUCAAGAUGAUGACUAUGGAACUCUGCAUUUACCAUGUUAUUAAUAAACAAAAAUUUAUCAUACAAUCCGAAUAAGAUCAUAUGCCUUUAAAGAAACUUAGAGAUAAGCCAUAAAAUUAUAUCUUACACGCGCAACACCUUUCUGCAAAAUCUUAGGUAUUACCCAGUUUUAUCAAUCUCGAUUAUUACACUGUGUCUGAUUAGCAGUUCAUGUAUCUGUGCUCUAAGGCAAUAGGGGGUUCUGAAGGGUUCUGAGACCCCUGAGAUCAGUAGCUCUGUAUAAUCGCAUUCAGCUAUCGCAACCUCGCAUUGGUAUCAUCCUAGGCAACAGUCCUAUUUCAGUGCUCCAGAUAGACACGAUGAUCCUUCUAUCGCUAGUCGUACGUGAACCAAGCUGAUGCUGGUCCCUCUAUGAUACAUGCGUGUUCGAUGGCUGUGACGAAGUGAAUCAUACUCAUACUAAAUUAUAUCUAACGAGUAUAUCACCGUGAAAAACGUCGCUACGGGCCAAACUUGCAGCUUCUUGACGGCCGGACGCCAGUUGCUCGAGUUGGCCAACAUUCAACAAGUGACUGACGCUGACGUGAAGUACGACAAUCCUGGAUCUUGACCCCGAGGGAUGGAAUUCGUUUUAGGAUGCAUAUGCAGACGCCUCAAACGCCAUCUGGAGCAAAUUAUGGGAGUCUGAAUCAACACGGCAACUCUAGGAUGUAUCAGAACGCCAUCUACAUUACCGUAUGAAGUAAAACGUGGAAAUAAAAGAACAUGUUGUGAUUUUGAGAUAAUGUAGCCAAGUAUUACAAUAAAAGAAUAGAGUAAAAAAUCUAUAAUGUUCGUCCUGGUAAACAUGUUUGAGCCUAUAUAUUUAAAAAAAUAGAACAAGAUCGUGCCGCCAUCUAACUAUCAUGGUUACAAUUAAACAUAUCUUGUAAUUUCCAAAAAUAGUAGCUUCUGUGCAAGCAGAAACUCACUGGUGAUGUACACAAACAGAAUUUCUGCCAUAUCUAGCCAUAUCCGAACGAAUUAUCAUCAAACUCUGAGACAAGUGAUUGCGAUCAAUAUCAAUUCAAAAUGGUUAACCGAAGAUGUUCCGCCAAAACAUGUUUCAACGAAUCAAUUUCCAGACCUGACUUGAAAUUUUUUCUAUUCCCGAAAGCGGAACAUGACGCUCGUAUUUGGGCUAAAGCUUGUGAUAGACCUGAACUUAUGAACAAGAGUCUAGAUAUACUACGCCGAUAUGUUCUUUGCGCUGAACACUUUGAGGAUCGUUGGUUCAUUAACCCACCACACAAUACAGCAUUUAUUAAGACAGCACUUCCAAUACCAACGAUAUUUCGGAAUAAUAUCAAGGAGAUCUUAGUUCAUCAACGAAAAAACUUAUCAGUAUCUAAUGGUGAUGCUGCUGCCACAAUCGAUACAACGGAACAAACGGAAACUGACAAUAUGACUAUGACGCAAAAUUGGAGAUUCAACACAGAAGCAGAAUUCAAUUCACAAUCGGGAGACAAUUCUAAUGAAGAGCAAAGGAAUGCGGAUUUAGUUAUCAAUGCUUCUGAAGUUAAUAAGGAAGAUAACACUUAUAACUUCUGUAGACUAUGUGCAUGUUUAAUACCAGCCAGUUUAUUGAGCUCUAUUUAUGAUACACACAUGAAUCUAAAGAUAAAUAAAAUAUUACCAAACGAGGCUCAUCUAUUUAAGCACGAUGGAUUGGCUGAGGAAGCAUGUAAGUCUUGCAUAGAUAAAUUGACUGUCUGCAAUGACACAAUACAACAAUUUAUAAAUGCAAAUCAAAAAUUAAGAGAGUUAAAAAAAAAUCGAGUAGAGGAAAAUAUUAAUCAGUCAUUAUCAUCAGAAAGUACUUGUCGCACAGAAAAUGAUACAGCUCAUCCAGAAGAAAAUUUACAAUUCAAUUCAAGUCAAUGCUUUGAUGUAAAUUUGAAUCAUAAGUCUGAUACAACCAUUGUGGAUAUUAAAGAAGAGGAUAGUGUUGAUGUAGAAAAUGAAUUAAAUAACACUGAAAUAUAUUUCCAAAAAACUAAAACUACAAGUAUGAACUCACAGAAGUCGUCGUUGUCAAAGUCAGUAUCUUUGAAUAAUAAUAAUAGCGAAGAUACACUAGAAAUUUCUCAAAUUACAAAACCAAAAAGAAGUAUGUUAUCGGAAUAUCGAUCGAAUUCUAACAGAAUCAAGUGUCCUGAAACUACAGUAUUCAAGUGCAUGAUAUGCAACGAGGAAUUUCUUAAUAGAAAUUCAGUAGUGGAGCACAGUAUAGCAAUCCACGCAAUCAAAGGUAAAAAACACGAGGUAAAAUAUACCGUGACUAAGAAAAAAAUUGAAAAGAGGAGACAAUUAAAAAAGUAUCACUGUACUAGCUGCCCCUUGGAAUUCACUAAUUGUCAAACUUAUCAAGCUCAUAUGAAGUGGCAUCCAUCGAGGAACAAUACGUACGAAUACUGUGACAGAUACUUCAUAUUACAAAGCAGAUUAGAAUCUCACAAACGAUUGCAUUUCAGUCAAAAACCAUACCAGUGCAAUAUUUGUAACGAGUCAUUCGUCUUUAUUAACAGUCUUAAGCGUCAUAAAAAGUCUCACAUGGGGGACAUGUCAUUGCAUAAAUGUAAAAGAUGCAACAAGAUGUUUCCCACGAUAGCUCUUAUGCAAAGACACACUAAAGCCCAUUACGAAAAGAGGGUCUUGUGCAAUUUAUGCGGAAAACUUUUGUCUUCUCCACAAAAUGUACAAUAUCAUCUGACAACGCAUAGCGAAGAACGACCAUUUUCUUGUACGAUUUGUUCAAAAUCAUUCAAGACCACCAGUAAAUUAAAUUGUCACAAUAAAAAACAUCGAGUAGAUCAUAGAUUCGAGUGUAAUUUAUGCGACAAGAAAUUCCGUAUGAAAUCAUUGCUUAAACAACAUAUGAAUACGCAUUUGGGUGAGAGACGUUAUUUUUGUGAAAUGUACGGUGCUCGAUUCAAUAGGUAUGGAAAUCUUACUAAACAUAGGAAACGACAUGCGGUGUCAUCAGCAUUAGAAUCAUCAUACACUUGUGAUAUUUGCCAUAAGAAUUUGAAAACUGCAUUUGCAUACAAGUAUCAUAUGGUGAAGCACAGUGAAGAGCGACAGCCAUACUCUUGUGAUAUUUGUGAUAAACCUUUUAGGCAAAUUGCACAGUUAAGAGUUCAUAAUAGAUUGCAUACUGGUGAGCGACCUUAUGCCUGCACUGAGUGUGGUCAACGAUUUCGGACAAAAGCAACAAUGGAUCAGCAUUAUAUAACUUUGCAUACAGAUAAUUAUCCACAUGAAUGUCCUUAUUGCGACAAGCGUUUUAAACGGCUACAUUCAUUAAACUGUCAUAAGAAAACUCAUACUGGAGAACGUUCAUACGUAUGUCGGAUUUGUUAUCAUGCUUUUGCACAAAAAGGUGAUAUGUUGAAACAUAUGAAAAUACAUAGUCAGAGGGGCUUAGACAGUCAUUUUCAAAGAGCACAUAAUCAAUCAUCAAAUAGUGAUUUUCUUGAGGAAUCAACUACCGACACAGAAGAUUCAGAAUGGAUGACAGAAGUGGAUUGUAGCGAGGAGGAUAUAACAAAUGAUUAUCUAAUGACUGAUGAUGAAUUGAGAACUAAAUACAAUUAAUUAUUAAGCAAAGGAA
Molecule: messenger RNA, 5878 nt
Organism: Cephus cinctus (wheat stem sawfly)
Lineage: Eukaryota; Metazoa; Arthropoda; Insecta; Hymenoptera; Cephidae
Product: zinc finger protein 878
Exons: 8
Coding region: 3298-5862 (854 amino acids)
Biological process (GO): regulation of transcription by RNA polymerase II
Cellular component (GO): nucleus
Molecular function (GO): RNA polymerase II cis-regulatory region sequence-specific DNA binding; zinc ion binding; DNA-binding transcription activator activity, RNA polymerase II-specific
Source: RefSeq, a predicted model, not a curated record